UCUAAGAGCAAGAUUUUCUGAGAAAAAAAUUUCCCCAUCCAUCCAAUUUUCCAUACGCUUCAUCACCAAAUGGAGAGAUCAGGGGAUAAUACUUGCCAUCGAAGCUGCGGUUCGUCCCUGAGAAGAUCGGGCGAAUCCCUUCUUGCCGGUUUUAUGGAAAGAGUUAGAGAUUCAGAAUCUCCAGAUUCAAUCCUCAUCCGAAACGACCUGUCCAUUGAAGCCCCAUUCACUCAGUCGCUAGCCGAGUUCAUUGGGUUGGAGUUGUAUGAGGCUGUCAAUGUCGCAUUUGAAGCAAGAAGGCGGCCGGCCCAGCAAGAGGAAGAGAUUAAUAAUAGUAAUCAAGCCACCGUCGAGUGGAAGAAGUGGAUGCGAGUUGGAAAUGAUGAAAGUACGAAUGUCCAAGUUGAACAAAAGGAAGCAAGUGUUCUUGGAAGCUGUGGCGAUGAUCAAUCUAAGAGGGUCGAAGUCGAGCAAGAGGAAGAUAACGCUUGUGACUGUAAUGGUGAUAGAAUGGUGACGAUUCGUGAUCAAGAAUCGGUGGAGAGAUCUCACGGACAGAGAAGAGAUGCUGAUGCUGUCACGCUCGAUAGCACUAACUUGAGUCCAACGGAUUGGCCAUUGCUAAAUCGUGGAAUGGAGGAUCAAAGGGCAAGAUUCUUGAUCAAGAAUCGACAGCGAGGUGACUCGAACAGAGAAGUGACGUCGAUCAUGGAGCCGAGCACGAGAGCAUUGUUGAAUGGGCUAGAUUUCGAAUAUUUAUUGGAACAAGAUAAGAAGAAGAGGGAAGCCAAGAAGAAAAGGGAGGAACAAAAGAGGUCAUCCCGGAAGCCAAAGAAAGACAGACCAUGA
This is a messenger RNA of Syzygium oleosum, 849 nucleotides long. RefSeq lists its product as uncharacterized. The transcript has 2 exons. NCBI's taxonomy places the organism in Eukaryota, Viridiplantae, Streptophyta, Magnoliopsida, Myrtales, Myrtaceae. The coding region runs from base 70 to 849 and encodes 259 amino acids. The record is from RefSeq and is a predicted model, not a curated record.